Miscanthus lutarioriparius is the source of this 2688-nucleotide messenger RNA. Lineage: Eukaryota; Viridiplantae; Streptophyta; Magnoliopsida; Poales; Poaceae. The record is from the annotation of a GenBank genome assembly.
AUGAUGGCCGAGGCGGCAGUGACUCGCCGGGUCAAUGCCAUUGCCAGCCUCCACGUCGACGCGACCAACGGCGCCGACGAGGAGAGCAGGCGCAGCAGCUCGGCAGCUGACGACUCGCCAGUGGUCAAGCGGAUCAACGACGCCGCCGCCAAGGACAAUGAUGUCUGGGUGGCCGUCCAGGAGGGAGACAUGCCUGCAGGCAACUCCAGCCAGCCCCUGCUGUUCCGGACCAUGAAGGUCAAGGGCAGCAUCCUGCAUCCUUACAGGUUUGUGAUUCUCCUGCGGCUGAUCGCCAUCAUCGCUUUCUUCAUAUGGCGCAUCCGGAACCGAAACCACGACGGCGUGUGGCUCUGGGCCACGUCCAUGGUCGGCGACGUCUGGUUCGGCUUCUCAUGGGUCCUCAACCAGCUGCCGAAGCUGAACCCCAUCAAGCGUGUCCCGGACCUCGCCGCCAUCAGAGACCAGCACGAGUACUCGACCUCCGGCGAGUCCAACUCCAAUCUCCCCGGCAUCGACGUCUUCAUCACCACCGUGGACCCGGUAGACGAACCCAUACUGUACACGGUGAACUCCGUCCUCUCCAUCCUCGCCACCGACUACCCAGUCGAGAAGUACGCCUGCUACCUCUCGGACGACGGCGGCACGCUGGUCCACUACGAAGCCAUGCUCGAAGUUGCAAGUUUCGCCAAGCUAUGGGCUCCCUUCUGCCGGAAGCAUGGCGUGGAGCCGAGAGCGCCGGAGAGCUACUUCGGAGUGAAGAGGCAGCCGUACACGGGGAGCAUGCAGGAGGAGUUCGCGAGUGAUCACAGGCGCGUGCGCAGAGAAUAUGAAGAGUUCAAGGUGAGGAUAGACUCUCUUUUCAGCACCAUCUACCAGAGAUCCGAAGCGUACAACAGAAAGCAUGCCAAGGACGAAGAUGGUGUGUUGAAGGCGACGUGGAUGGCUGACGGUACGCAGUGGCCUGGGACAUGGAUCGAGCAGGCUGAGAACCAUAGAAAAGGACAGCACGCUGGAAUUGUUAAGGUCGUGCUAAACCAUCCGAGCCAUAAACCACAGCUCGGGUCACCAGCAAGCACUGACAAUCCACUCGACUUCAGCAACACUGACACGCGCCUCCCCAUGCUCGUCUACCUAUCUCGCGAGAAGCGCCCCGGCUAUAACCACCAGAAGAAAGCCGGCGCCAUGAACGCGAUGCUCCGGGUAUCCGCUCUGCUCUCCAACGCGCCGUUCCUCAUCAACUUCGACUGCGACCACUACAUCAACAACUCGCAGGCUUUCCGUGCCAGCAUGUGCUUCAUGCUCGACCCACGCGACGGCGAGAACACCGCGUUCGUCCAGUUCCCGCAGCGCUUCGACGACGUCGACCCGACGGACCGGUACGCCAACCACAACCGCGUCUUCUUCGACGGCACCAUGCUCUCCCUCAACGGCCUGCAGGGGCCUUCCUACCUCGGCACCGGAACCAUGUUCCGCCGUGCCGCGCUCUACGGCAUGGAGCCACCACGGUGGAGAGCACACGAGAGCAAGGUGAACGACGACAAGGGCAAACAAUAUGGUAGAUCGACAUUGUUCAUAAACACAAUACUAGACGGCGCGAACCAAGAACGACGAGCUAUCACGCCGGUGUUCGUCGACGAUGAAGAGACGGUCAGCAGCGAGGUGGCGUCGCUGAUGACGUGCGCUUACGAGGACGGGAUGACUACGUGGGGGAGAGACGCCGGGUGGGUGUACAACAUCGCGACGGAGGACGUGGCGACCGGGUUCCGCAUGCACCGGCAAGGUUGGCGCUCCAUAUACUGCUCCGUCGAGCCGGCGGCGUUCCGCGGCACGGCUCCGAUCAACCUCACGGAGCGCCUCCUGCAGGUGCUCCGCUGGUCGGGCGGCUCCCUCGAGAUGUUCUUCUCCCACAGCAACGCGUUCCUCGCCGGCGGCCGGAUGCACCCGCUGCAGCGCGUGGCGUACCUCAACAUGUCCACCUACCCGAUCGUCACCGUCUUCAUCCUGGCCUACAACCUGUUCCCGCUGAUGUGGCUCGUCUCCGAGCAGUACUACAUCCAGAGGCCCUUCGGCACGUACAUCCUGUACCUCGUGGCGGUCAUCGCCAUGAUCCACGUGAUCGGCAUGUUCGAGGUGCGGUGGGCGGGCAUCACGCUGCUGGACUGGUGCCGCAACGAGCAGUUCUACAUGAUCGGCGCCACGGGGGUGUACCCGACGGCGGUGCUGUACAUGGCGCUGAAGCUCGUCACGGGGAAGGGCAUCCACUUCAGGCUCACGUCCAAGCAGACGGAAGCCUGCUCCGGCGACAGGUUCGCCGACCUGUACGUCGUGAGGUGGGUGCCGCUGCUGGUCCCGACCGUCGCCGUUCUGGCCUUGAACGUCGCGGCGGUGGGCGUGGCGGUAGGCAAGGCGGCGACCUGGGGGCUGCUCACGGAGCAGGCGCAGCACGCGGUGCUUGGGAUGGUGUUCAACGUCUGGAUCCUUGUGCUUCUCUACCCGUUUGCGCUCGGGAUCAUGGGACAGUGGGGGAAGAGACCUGCCAUCCUGUUCGUUAUGCUGGUGGUGGCCAUUGGUACGGUCGCUGUCGUGUAUAUCAGCUUUCGUGCCACGUACCCAGUAGGAUGGUCAGACAUGGCAGCUUCUUCUCUUGGUAAAGCGGAAUCGGUGGUUGCAGCUGGGUCAACGGGGUAG